This is a messenger RNA of Chelonia mydas (Green sea turtle), 7398 nucleotides long. It is a transcript of the gene YPEL2, whose product is annotated as yippee like 2. NCBI's taxonomy places the organism in Eukaryota, Metazoa, Chordata, Testudines, Cheloniidae. The coding region runs from base 1728 to 2087 and encodes 119 amino acids. The transcript is spliced from 7 exons. The record is from RefSeq and is a predicted model, not a curated record.
UAACAUAUAAAAUAUACAUUUAAAGUUAGCCACACUUACUGGCAUAUUCAGGGUCGACUGAGGCUUUUUAAAGCCAUUUUACCAUCUUUGCAGAUGACCAGGAUCUUUGCUCAUAAAUAGUAAAUUUUCUCUUUAAUAUUCAGCAGAGAUAGUGAUCUAGUCAUGAGAGCAUAAGUGGAACCAGGAAUUUCUGCCCCUUGCUCAGAUAUAAUCUCACUUAAACUCUCUUUGUUCCUAUUUCCCCAUCUGUGAAAUGGAGACUGUACUUAUCCACCUCAGGCAUGUUGUGAAAGCUGAUAAGUUAUAAACAUUAACAUGCUUUGACGGUGGAAAGGGCUGUAUAAGUGCGAAGUAUUUUUAUUCCUUUCCCUCCCCAAUUAGACUAACUCCAUUUCAGUGUCUCCUCCUCUCAUAGGUCUUGGCUGCUGAUAGCACCCCUAGCUGGUCAACCAUGGCACUGUUGGCGCUCCCUGCCUCAGUUUCCUUCCCUGAGGUGGGUCCCCUCAGCUCUCCACAUACUGGUCUAUGCUGGAGAUGUGGUUUAGCCUUCUGGCCAAUUGAUUAAAAAAACAAAACGUAAUCCCUUUUGGAGUAGCAGAAGUCAAAGCUCUUGUUUUGUUUUUUGUUCUGCCUGGGGGCUUCUCUUCAGCCCACCCUCUGGGUCUUAUUCCCAGGGCCUCUUUCUGGGGUAGAGCGCUUAGCUCCCAGGCUGGUUCUCCUAGAGUACCAUCCUCAGGGCCUUCCCUGGGAACCUACCUGCUCCCCAUGGCUCCGUUCUCCAAACUGAGCUUUCUCAGCCCUCUUGUAAGGCCCAGGUAUACAUUAACUAUCACCUGACCCUCUUUAAUCCAGCCCCUCUCAGGGUAGGAAGCAACUAAUUAAUUAUGGCACAGGUGUGUCUGGGCCAAUCUUCCCCUUAAAGGUGCCUGUGAUACCUCCCCAUUCUAAUUGUGGUUCCUAUGUGCCAUUGCUCAAUGACCCUGGGUAAGAAGAGUAAGCAACUAACAGAGGAGAUCAUCGUGACUGUUUCCUCUAGAUUUUGUCUAGACAUCGUUUAUGCAUCCCUUUUGGUUGAGACACUCCACUGGCUGCUUUUUUUCUGACUAAUGGUGCAGUACAGAGCCAGUGCUGCUGUCUUAGGGUCAGUCAGAAAUGAGAUCUGAAUUGGCUUUAUGGUAUGGGAGGGAGAGGGACAAAACAGCCUAUUAGUAUAUUCUCCACCAUUCCUGCAGAAGGGAAGUAAGAGAUAAAGUUACACUGUCUCUUUUACAUGCAUGAUUUUAAAAGCAAUCGGGAUGAGAAGCCAGACGGCUGCUGUAUAAACCUUGGAAAUAAGGCGUAGCCACUACUUGAUGUUAUGGGGCAAGGCACUAGAAUGGUAUCUUGCACUUAUAUAGUGGCUUCCCUCUUUGGAACUUACAAUAUGUACAAGACCGUGAGCUGAUCAGAUACUGUGGUAAAGAGGACCAGAUAAGUACCUCAGAUAGGAAUAAAUGCAGAGAGAAGCGAGUUGACCAAGAUCUGACAACAGGUCCAUGUGAAUCCACCCUUUGCCUCUACCAGAAUCUCUUCCUCUGAAGCCAUCACCAGUGUGUGGAGCCUGCCGCACACCCAUCACCUACCAAACCACGGCCUUUACCUGUGUCUUCCGUUGUUUCCCGUGUGACCCUUCUUGUGGGAGCGCCUCCUGGGCUACCCCAGAGUUCACGCAGCAUUCAGUGGCUCCAAUGGUGAAGAUGACGAGGUCCAAGACUUUCCAGGCAUAUCUGCCUUCAUGCCACAGAACCUAUAGCUGCAUUCACUGCAGGGCUCAUCUUGCCAAUCAUGAUGAACUCAUUUCCAAGUCCUUUCAAGGAAGCCAAGGGCGAGCAUACCUCUUCAAUUCAGUAGUUAAUGUGGGUUGCGGCCCUGCAGAGGAGCGGGUGUUACUAACAGGAUUACACGCAGUUGCAGACAUUUAUUGUGAAAACUGCAAAACCACACUGGGCUGGAAAUAUGAACACGCUUUCGAGAGCAGUCAGAAGUAUAAAGAAGGCAAAUACAUCAUCGAACUAGCUCACAUGAUCAAGGAUAAUGGCUGGGAUUGAAUGGGAAGAGCCCAGCUAAACCAGCGUGUAAGAGAAUGCCAUCCAACAGAACAUUAUAUCCAAGAGUGAGAGAGUGACCGAACGCUUGGUUCCAUGCAUUUAGAGGCUCUGCCAUUUGGGAGCAUCUUCACACCCUUCUCCAUCUUUAUUGGUGACUGGCCUCUAAAUUUCUGUCUCUCCGUCUCUUUGCUUUUUAUCUGUUUGUGAGUUGACCCUGGCUGCUUCUCUCUGUGUUCUGGUGUUGGCUAAGAGAAUGCACCAAAUGCCUGACAGCAUUCCAUGUUUAUGAAUGUCUAAGUACAAACUGAAGUUGGCUCUUUGGUGGCAUUUUAUCAGAAGGUAUCAGUGCGGGAGGGAGACCAGAGUUUUGGGCAGGAGGAGAGAAAAAGGGGACAGGGGCAGGAGGGGAAGUAAGCAGGAAUGAAACUGCUUUUCCUUUAAGUCCUGGUAACCGAGGCUUGAAACUAUGGACAGAAAUAUACCUCAUGACUGCGUUAUCUCUGAAUCUCGAAACUGCUGUUCCAGAGGCAGAGCUCCAGAUUAAGCUGGCUGAGCACAAGUCGUAACCAAAAGCCCCUUGCUAGCUAAUUCCUGAAACUGAUGUGCAGUUCCAUCUUUUGAUAGGUUGUUUCGUACUAUUCACACAGUCGCCUUUUGUGAACUUCUUGUUGUGGAGCUUGAUUGCUAGAGAGAUUCCCCAAGCUCUUUCCUUCUGCUUCUCCCUCCUCCUGUUUCAUAGCAGAUGGGCAAACCAUCCCAUCAGAGCAUGGCUACAACCUCAGCACUGCUGGGGAAACAAAAUUCUGAUUUUGGGCAACUGAGAGAGGAGGAGUCAAAUCAUGUAAUGUAGAGGGAGGGGCUGGUGCUGCAGUUUUUUUAGAAGAUAUGACAGAUAUGCAAGAACACGGGCAUGUGCUAGGAAAAUAUGUAGGGGGAGAGGGCUGUAGAUAAACUCAGAAACAUAUGAUGCCAUCUUUAAUUUUCCAGUCCUUACUGUGUGCCGUUAGGGCAAAUCUCUUUACCAUUGGCAAUGUAAUAGCUUGGGAUCCAGUCAUCCUAAUGUGUAAUGGGAAAAUGGCUUUAAUAGGAUCUCUGAAAUUUCAGACUCCAGCCAUCAGGUCCACUCUUUGAAUCCAUCAGAGAUGUGAUGGAACAGUAAGUGGCUCUGGUGGCUGUUAAUAUCAUGUUUCACAGACGGCUAUUUCAAGCCCUGAGGUAUCCCCCAAACCUUGACUCCUGGUGUUUUAAAAAAAACCUGUUUCAUAUUCUGGAAGACUGAAACUUAGCAUCCCCCAAAUGGCAUAGGCCUUGGAGUUGUAGGGGUAGAAGAGGUUUCGACACCUAACUGCAACGGACAAGUCCUACUUUAAUUUUUGUAAAUUAAUUUUUAUGGACCAUCUUUAUGUUGUUGGUGUGGGAGAGGGGGAGAAUGUGUAUGAAAGAAGAUAGUGUAGACCUAAAUGACCGUGUGAAGCUUCCUCUACAACAGUCCAGUCAGUAUCUCGUGCAGAACACAAGACUAUUUAACUGAAUUAGUAUUCUCCAUCCGAGUGAAUUCUUUUUGUUUGUGGAGUUAUUUCAAAGUAGGUUAAUUCUCUGGGGGAAAUCCCUCUCAAUCCAGAGAGUGAAAAAUAAUGUGCAGGGAUUCGUAGCUCCUUAUGAAAUUGAACCUUCUGAUGAUUAGAGCCUAAUGCCGCCUUUUUUUUCCAAUAUUCAGGUUAGCAGAGUUGAGAGGAUUUCAAAAUCACAUUUGCUGGUAAGUGGGGGUGGGGAUGUGUGUGCAGAGAGAGAGGCUUUAGAAGUGGGAUUAGACUUGUAUGUUGAGUACCACUGAGUAAAAUCUGAAUAGCUCAUGUGAAAAGUGGGUGUUUUCUCUCCUCACUAGAUGAGUGAUGUGUCCAUGGCAUCACUGAUAACAUGUGGUUAUUACCCAGAAGUAGGUGACAAGAUGGAGACUGAGUGUUACUUCUGGAAAGGAUGUAUUGAAUGCCUUCUUUGGCCAUUGUGUUAGGAGGUGGCUUCUGCCUUCACCCUAUCUGAUGUGAAUUACAAGACCACUUCAUCUUUGACUUCUGCUAGACUCUACUUCCAUCAUCCUCAUUCCCCUCCAUCACCGCUACCUUCAACAAAAAGAAUUCCUCAGUACCCAUUAGCUUGUUGACUCUGGCAUUGGCCUUCUCUUCAUUGCCCUUUCCACUCAAUGUUUUGUUGGUUUUGGCCAGUAAGGAGUCAUUUGCUUUCUUUGAAAAGCUCUUCUCCUUCCCUGAAAACAGUCUUUAAAGGGAUCUGAUCUGAAAUGGGAGAAAUAAGGGAUAACCCACAACAGUUUGUGUGCAGAUGGGAUGGGAUACAGAGCCAUGCCUAGACUCUGGUAAUCUUCCCUGAAUGAGUAUAAUUUUAUGCACUACAGUGAUCGCCAAUAAAAAGCCAACAUGCCUAUAAUAAUCCCCCAGUAUUCAGUCUCAAAUACUGCAGCAUUACCCCUGUAAACUGUAAUUUUUGCACCAUUAGUGUAGGAUAUGCUGUACCUCUUAAAAAAUAAGGGCAGUUACCACAGAGUGGUGUCAGAUGCAACAGUUUUUAUUCUUUGUGUACUAAGAACAAGAAGUAAUAUCUCAGAUGGCAACACGCAGUAAGAAUUUACAUAAAUUGCAUUUUUUAUGGCGACCACUGUAAAUUUGAAUAUUUGUGGCCAGAUCCUCAGUUAAUGUAAAUUGGCUUAGUUUCCUUGACUUCUAUGGUACUACACCGGUUUAAAUCAGUUGAGGAUCUGGGCCCAGAUCCUCAAAUCCUGGUAUGGAAAAUGCGCGAGCACACACACACACAGAGGCACUUGAUUGUACGUUGAUUUUUAUACACUGUAUAGAGAGAUAAGUAAAAAUGGCCUGCUAGGCUCAUUUAAUAUUUGUUCUCCCUUAUGUGUCGGCUAAACCUAAAGUGCUUCUUAUGAUGUAAGGUCCGCUGUUAACUCAUCUGUGACUUGCUGUAUUAAGACAUAUGAUAGUAUUGGGAGUUGAAAACAAAACAGAGUGAUGAAAUUUAUAGGCUAGUGGAUGGGUAUAACUAUCUAUCUGGGCAUUCUCAGUUGAUUAGUUGCAAAAGAAUAUAUUCAGAACAUAGCCAAAGAACUGCACCACUUGCAUCUCAUUGGUCGAGUCAGUUAACUGUAGCCAGUUAGUUACAUCGAAGGGUGGGUAAUGCCUGGACUUCAUUUCCAAGAUGGAGGUGCAGUCCAGAGAGCCAGCAUGUCCCGGUCUCCAUGGGCGGCAGCCUCAGCGAAGAUGAAAACUGCAAGUUUUGCUCCAUUUUCUGUCCCCCCCACCCCCUCCAGUUUCUAGCAAGCUGCCACCAAGGGCCUUGAGCAAUGCAAAUUCUGGGCACCCCUGAGUUUACAUCACAGUGUACCCCAAAGCUAAACUUUGGUAGAUUUGAAAUGUUUUGCUCAGGCGGAUUAUCUUGUGUGGCAUCGUGACCCUGUAAUAAAUAUUCAGAUGAUAAUAUAUACAGAACAUAAUAAGCAUUAUCUUAUGAAAUAUACUUUUGUAAAUAAUAUUUUAAUUUUUUUUAAAAAAUAAUAUAUUUGGUGCUGUUUUCUCAGAAUCCACCUCUGAGAGCACUUUUAUUGUUUUGUUUUUAAAUUAUACUGUUUCCUCUGUCUUAGUUGGAAAAUAUGCUUAAAGGGAAACAACAAUCAUAAAUAUAUGCUGUUUUCUUAAGUUGCUACACUUUUCACCUGGACAAGGCAGAAAAAGGGCAAAUAACCUCUAAUUCCAUCCAGCAGAAAUUACCUCUUAUACAGGCCAUUGCCAGGUUACAAACAGAGGCCCCCAAUUCAGGAAGGUACUGAAGCAUGUGUGUAACUUUAAGCACAUGGGAAUGCACACGUGUUUAAAGGUAUGCACAUGCUUCAGUACCUUCCUCAGUGCCUGAGGCCCCUGACUUGCAAUUAGAUCCAGAUAGGAAGAUCUUAAUUCCUACAUGGAGUCUCUUUAACAUCAGUGGGGCUCCAUGUAAGUGCAUAGAUCUGCCUAAGUAGAUCUGAUUGCAGGAUCAGGGCCUGAAAUAUUCUCUUGCACCAGUAUUGGCUAGAAUAAAAUAAAUAAUGAAGAUUUAGAAUGUGGAAGUGAAUUUAAGUUGCAACCUCAGAAUCUUUAUUUCCCGUUGCUUGGGGCAAUAGGGCCAGAGGAUGGAGAAUUCUAACUAAUCAGGAAUUCUUAUUCGCUUUGCAAAUAUUUUUGGAUGUGGAUCCUGGUUUUAAUUUUGCUUUUAAUAUAAAUAAACCAGGCUGCUACAUAGUGAAUUAAAGUAAAAGUUUACAUCUCUGGCAGUAAAGUUCUUUCCCCUCUCCUCUUUGUCUUUUUUCCCCUCCCCUCUCCCCCUUAGUUUUUAUUUCAUUGGUCUUCUUGUUUAUCUCAAAGUGGACCAACAGCACAAAUCAUUAGACUGUGUUUUGCUGAGUAAGGAGCUAUUUGCAGUGCUGAGUAACUGUUGCACAUUCUUUUAUUUUCUCUUUUUGGUGCACACAUUUUAAAGGCAACAAAACCUGCACAUGGAAUCUGUGGUUCUUGUGAGGAUCAGCUAAGAAUUUUCUCUUUAUGCGUUUUCCUAAUUGAUAUGUGAGUGUAUUAAUCAUGCAUUUCAUUGCACUUCCUCACUUCAGAAGAAGCAUCACGUUUUUAUAUGAACCAGUUCUUGGACAAGCAUCCUGUUGGGUAAACAGAUUUGAAAUGCAGAGCUCAGCUAGGUAGUAAGAGCUCUCCUUGCCAGAUGAGAGGCCUGAGAAAUGGAACGUUCAGAAACAAAAAUGUUACGCAUUGAGUUGGAAGAAUCCUGUUUGUUCUUUUAAAACAGGAAGGGAAAAUAAAAUCACACUUAAUAUAAAAAAAAGUUGACAUUUAAAUGCAAGCAGAAUGAUGUUGUGUAAGGUACAAUCACAAAUAAGCUAUUCUCGUAGUUACAAACUGUACACAUCCUUUGUUUUGUUUUUCAUAAGGAAAUGGGAAUGCUUUCUCACUGACAAAAUGAAGACAAUAUUUCCAGUACCAGCCUGUCUAUUGAUGCUCUUGUGUUUACAAACUGUGUAUACUUUUAUUUCUUUGAUUUGAUUUAACUAUAUUUUUGGCAUAUUCUUUCAGGUCAUAUUGCUUCGGUAAUAAAUGCAAUUGUUUGUUUUUAGAUAAUUUGUCUUCACCUCUUUGUGUCUUUGUACAUUGUACAUAGUUCUUCAGUAUUAGAGGGAGGCAUACUGUUUGUCAGAUUUACAAUAUGUGUUGGUGCUCAUUUGAGAAAAUAAAGUUUUCAAAUAUUAAAA